Molecule: messenger RNA, 2126 nt
Organism: Ilex paraguariensis (yerba mate)
Lineage: Eukaryota; Viridiplantae; Streptophyta; Magnoliopsida; Aquifoliales; Aquifoliaceae
Source: the annotation of a GenBank genome assembly
CGUCUAUGAUGUAACGCCGCCACCACCACCACCACCACACCGUACACGUUACGAAGAGUAACGACCACCACACCGUACACGUUUCGAAGAGUAAUUGUUCAUUAUCAUCCAUUCGUUUCCGGAGAGACCGAGAGGGAGGGGAUAUGGAGAAAGAUACCUGCUUCAUCAUUGUCGUCUUACUCUGCAUCUCUGCACUCUUCAAGCCCCUUUUCAAUCUUAUUUUCGUCUCUUCUUCCUCUUCUAUUAACUACUUCAAGGAGCGGAAGAAGAAGAAGCUCCCUCCAGGACCCCCUAGCAUUCCGGUGAUAGGAAACCUCCUAUGGCUGCUGAAGUCAUUCUCCGAGAUCGAACCAAUACUCCGGGACCUCAGGGUCAAGUACGGCCCUCUCAUCACCCUGGAGAUUGGGUCUCGGCCGGCCAUAUUCGUGGCUAGCCACUCAAUCGCUCAUCAAGCCCUCAUCCAGAAUGGCGCCGUUUUCUCUGACCGCCCAAGGGCCCUGGCCACCAGCAAAAUCAUGAGCAGCAACCAGCACAACAUCAGCUCAGCCGCCUACGGCUCCACCUGGCGCCUCCUCCGUCGCAACCUCACCUUUGAGAUCCUCCACCCCUCCCGGGUCAAGUCCUACUCUCCCGCCCGUCGUUGGGUCCUUGGAAUCCUAAUUAAUGGCCUCCUCAAAUCUGCCCAAUCGGAAUCGGUGGUGAGGGUGGUUGACCAUUUCCAGUACGCCAUGUUCUGCCUGUUGGUCCUCAUGUGCUUCGGUGACAAGCUCGAUGAAAAUCAAAUCAAACGUGUUGAGACCGUACAACGCCGUUUGCUUUUGAGUUUCAACCGAUUUAACAUUCUCAACUUCUGGCCGAAACUGGGAAAGAUUUUGUUUCGCAAACGAUGGAAAGAGCUCUUGCAGCUGCGCCAGAACCAGGAGGACAUAUUGAUCCCUCUUAUCAAAUCUCGAAUAAGAGCAAAACAAGAGCAACAUAGCGAAGAGAAUGAGGGAAGUAAGGCUGAUGGUGAUGAGCAAGUGGAGGGCAUGGUGGCGUACGUGGACACUCUGGUAAAUCUGCAGCUGCCGGAAGAGAAGAGGAAGCUCAACGACGGGGAGAUGGUGAGCCUGUGCAGUGAGUUUCUAAGUGCCGGCACUGACACCACGUCAACUGCUUUGCAGUGGAUCAUGGCCAAUUUGGUGAAAUACCCUCACGUUCAGGCCAAGCUCUACGGAGAGAUCUCCAGCGUUGUGGGAUCACCGCCAGCCCCACCAUCCUCCAAAAAAGGGGAGGGAAAGGGAGAAGAGACGAUGAGAACCGUGGAGGAGGAGGAUCUGCAGAGGAUGCCAUACCUGAAAGCGGUGGUGUUGGAAGGUCUGAGGCGUCACCCACCGGGGCACUUCGUGCUUCCUCACUGUGUGACGGAGGAGGUCGAAUUAGAGGGUUAUGUGGUGCCAAAGAAUGCCACAGUGAAUUUCAUGGUGGCCGAAAUGGGUUGGGACUCAGAGGUGUGGGAUGAUCCCAUGGGGUUCAAACCCGAGAGGUUCUUGACUGCUGCUGCCACUGCUAUUGUCACUGAUGAAAUUCAUGGCAAAAGCAGCAAGGACGGAGGAGGCGGGGAAGCAACAGCAACUUUAGAUAUAACGGGCAGCAGAGCCAGAGAGAUCAAAAUGAUGCCAUUUGGUGCGGGAAGGAGGAUAUGUCCUGCCUCUGGUUUGGCUUUGCUUCACUUGGAAUAUUUCGUGGCCAAUUUGAUUUGGUACUUUAAAUGGGCGGCUGCUGGGGGAGAGGAUGGCGACGACGUUGAUCUAUCAGAGAAGCAAGAGUUCACUGUCGUCAUGAAACAUCCACUUCAGGCUCGGAUUACACCCAGAGACGAAUGCUACGCCUAAUACUUAUAUGAACACAUAAUACUUCAUAUAUGUGUUCUUAAAUAUUGAUCUACUCGUGUCCUAUCCUAUGUGUGAUUAUGAUCUGUUGUUGUAAUGUAACUUUAAUUUUGGAUUUUAACAUGUAUGGUGGUUUAUAUUAUACAAUACAAAAGUUAGGCCUACUUAAUCUUUGCUUGCUCAGUUGCCAUUAUGCUUUAAUUCUGGAAUUGGUUGGUAGUUGGAUUGGAAAGGUUUUUGCCAUCCCGCCUUCUU